This is a messenger RNA of Oncorhynchus nerka (sockeye salmon), 1346 nucleotides long. RefSeq names its product growth hormone-regulated TBC protein 1-A-like. The transcript is spliced from 4 exons. The record is from RefSeq and is a predicted model, not a curated record. NCBI's taxonomy places the organism in Eukaryota, Metazoa, Chordata, Actinopteri, Salmoniformes, Salmonidae. Bases 705 to 1331 code for a protein of 208 amino acids.
CGUGGCAUUGUGGACAUUUUGUAAACCUAGUAUAUUACGAAGUAAAAUGUAAGAAAAUGAGAUGUGAUUAUAUAUAAUCGAAUAGGUUUGUUAUUUCAUCGCUGAUCGUUUUUGCGUACCUAGAAUAUUUAUGAGAGGGCGGUUCUAUUUCCCGCUCAUGCUUGAUUGACAUGUGCCCAGAGGCUAAGCGGAGCUCGGGCACAGUCAGGCGUUCUACCUUGGAAAACAUGGAAAGAAACCACCCGGCAGAGUCAUAGACAUUUCAAUAUAUUUAUUAAUUAUGGACCAUGUUUCGAGACGCUGUGGAGUCAGCCGAUCGCGUUUAACAUAGUUGAUACCAGAUUGCGGUUGCUCUCCAGUUUCAGCCACCAAAGUAAAAAUCCAGGUGCAUAAACGGGUUUCUCUCUUCCAGAUAGGAUGAAAGAUCGAGACACUUUACUCUCCUCUUCCAGCUAAAUUAGCUUGUGCCUCGGGUGGGUCAAUACAACUCUCCGUUGUUUGACUGUCUGGGACAUCGAGUGACUCUUCGACUGUCCCUGAUCGGCAUCCGAGUCCACGCCUGGGACUUGCAGUUGUGGGACUCGCUUCAUGGAGAGAGCAGCGAUACCGUUUCAACUUUUGGACUACAGAAUAGCCUACUGCGAUUAACUAAACGUUUAGGCCACAUUUCCACGGCAUAUUUUGGAAUAUAUUUGGGUUCACUCAUGGAAAAGAAAAACAACAAAGCGAACAAGGUUCGCUCGCCGCAACUUCGCAGCCUGAACUCAACUAUCAACUCUCCUCCCAGCGGCAGCAGCGCCAAAGAGAGAGUGCACAGUGUGGACCCGUAUGGCUUUGAGCGGUUGGAGGACUUUGACUAUGAGUCGUAUGAGGAGUUGAUGUCAGAGUACCUGGCCGUGCUCACCAGGAGGUCCAUCAGAUGGUCCAGGCUGUUGCAGGGACGGGGACGGCUGGAGAAGAGCAUCAAGGUGAAGCGGUAUGUGCGUAAGGGCGUGCCCAACGAGCACCGAGGGUUGGUCUGGAUGUCAGCCAGCGGGGCCCAGGAGCACCUGGAGAAGAACCCAGGAUACUAUCACUCUCUACUGGACACUACGAAGCAACAGCAUGACCCCAAGCUGGUAGACUCCAUACGCACAGACCUGAACAGAACCUUUCCUGACAACAUUCAGUUCCGCAAGACGUCCAACCCAUGUCUCCAGAGAACCCUGUACAACGUGCUGCUAGCGUACGGACACCACAACCCAGCUGUGGGCUACUGUCAAGUACGUUUACCCUGUUACACCUGGCGGUUCUUUGUUUGCUUCCCAAAUGACACCCUAUUCCCUAUAUAAUGCACUACUUUAGAC